Cololabis saira (Pacific saury) is the source of this 6126-nucleotide messenger RNA. RefSeq names its product F-BAR and double SH3 domains protein 2-like. The transcript is spliced from 22 exons. Gene Ontology annotation, biological process: regulation of actin filament polymerization; neuromuscular synaptic transmission. NCBI's taxonomy places the organism in Eukaryota, Metazoa, Chordata, Actinopteri, Beloniformes, Belonidae. Gene Ontology annotation, molecular function: protein binding. The coding region runs from base 260 to 2629 and encodes 789 amino acids. Gene Ontology annotation, cellular component: recycling endosome; neuromuscular junction. The record is from RefSeq and is a predicted model, not a curated record.
ACACCAAGAGAGAGUGCAGCCUCCUCGCAGCUCCAGUCUCCCUACAAAAACUGGCUCUUUAUCAUCAAGUCAUGGCCGCCGGAGUACAAGUUUAACUCCCGUGUCUCCUCCCUGACGACUUAACGGGGGGAGGAUUUUUUUUCUUUCUUUUUUUGUUUUCAAGAAGCAAAAAAAAAAAAAAAUAAUAAAAAAUAGUGAUUUCCUCCUGGAAGUACGACCCGUCUGAUCAGGGAAACACCAUCCAUGUCAAUACUCCAACAUGCAGCCUCCGCCGCGGAAGGUCAAAGUGACACAGGAGCUGAAAAACACUCACACGGAGCAGAUGACAAGACUGCACUUCAAACAUCAAACCGAGUCAGAUCUGCUGGAAGACAUGAGGAGCUACAGUCUGAAGAAGGGGCAGCUGGAGCGAGACUAUGCUCAGGCUCUACAGAAGUUAGCAAGUCAGUAUUUGAAGAGGGACUGGCCUGGAAUUAGCCCCGAUGACCAGAGAACAGACUAUAGGAAUGUGUAUGCAGUGUGGAGAGCCUACUUAGAGGGUACAGUUCAGGUGAGCCAGUCCAGGCUGAAUGUAUGUGACAACUACAAGAGUCAAGUAUCAGAACCAGCGAAGACUGUUAGAUUUUAUAAGGAACAGCAGCUCAAAAAGACCAUUGAUCAGUUGAGUGGAAUUCAAGCAGAGCUGCAGGAGUCGGUGAAGGAGUUGGCAAAAGCCAAGAAAAAAUACUAUGACUGUGAGCAAGUUGCCCACGCUGUACGAGAGAAGGCUGAUAUAGAGGCCAAGUCUAAACUGGGUCUUUUUCAGUCAAGAAUUAGUUUACAGAAAGCAAGUGUAAAGUUGAAAGCUAAAAGAAACGACUGCAACUCCAAGGCGACGCAGGCCAGGAACGACUACUUGUUAACGCUAGCUGCAGCCAACGCUCACCAUGAUCGCUACUACCACACAGAUCUACCACACUGCAUACAGGCCUUGGAUGGGAGAAUCUACGAGCACGUGAAAGACUAUCUGGUAGCACUUUGUCGUACUGAGCUAGAGGCCUCCCAAGCUACACACAGCACCUUCCAGUUCCUGUUGGAGAAAUCAACCAGGAUAAUACAAGAGUUCAACCAGCAGUUGUUCAUGCAGGAGAAUCCUGUGUUUCACAAAUCACAGGACUUCCAGUUCCAGCCCAGUGAAUGUGACACGACUCUGAGCUCGGUGCAGCAGUUGGUGGACAUCGAGCCGUCGCCCGUCAGUGCCAUGAGAAUGACCCUGGCACAGAGUCGACAGCUGGAGUCGGAGUCGGGGACGACCGAGGAGCACAGUCUGAACAAAGAGGCCAGGAAAUGGGCAACCAGAGUGGCCAGAGAGCACAAGAACAUCAUUCACUACAAGAGAUCUUUAGAGGAAUGUGAGAGUCACGGCUUGCCCCCCACCGAGCAGGGCAGACUAGACCUGGAGCUGAAGAUAGAAGACACCAAAGAGAUGAUGCGCAAAGCCGAGACAAUAAAGUUGAAAGCUGAAGCUCGCUUGGAUCUUCUGCGGCAAGUUGGGGUUGCUGUGGAUACGUGGCUGAAAAGCGCCAUGAACCAGGUGAUGGAGGAGCUGGAGAACGAACGCUGGGCCAGCUACACUUCCCAUGAUCCCUCACUGUCGGGCACAGUGGACUUGGAGCGUGAAGAGGGCGAAGAGUGUGAAGAGAAUAUGGAGGUUUUUGACGACAGCAGCUCCAGCCCCUCAGGAACCCUCCGCAACUACCCGCUAACCUGUAAAGUGCUGUACUCAUACAAGGCCUCUCAGCCAGACGAGUUAACUAUUGAUGAACAGGAGAUGUUGGAGGUCAUCGAGGACGGAGACAUGGAGGACUGGGUCAAGGCACGCAACAAGACAGGUCAAGUGGGAUAUGUCCCAGAAAAAUACCUGCAAUUCCCGACGUCCAACAGCCUGCUGAGCAUGCUCCAGUCUCUGGCCACACUGGACGCUCGCUCCCAAACCUCGUCCAACUCAACGGAGCCGGAGCUGCAUAUCGGCUGCAUCAAUGGAGACACAAACUCCGUGUAUGUCCGUGCACUUUAUGACUACGAUGGCCAAGCAGACGAGGAGCUCUCCUUUGUUGAGGGAGCCGUGAUCCGUCUGUUGAGCCGCGAUACUCAGACGGACGAUGGCUUCUGGGAGGGGGAGCUGAAUGGCCGGGUCGGGGUUUUCCCCUCUGUGCUGGUAGAAGAUCUCACAGAAAACGGGGAGGGCUGCAGAGGAGGGGCACGUGACACACAGCUCUCUCCAUCUCUGAAGUUGCCAUGUUCUCUGCCACCUCUUCCACUUUACGACCAGCCUCCCAUCAGCCCCUUCACCAGCCCAGAGACGUCUACCCCACCUCCGCUGCCACGCUCACCCUCCGCCGCACUUAACGGGGAGCAUAAGCUUCCGCUGCCUGCCUCAUCACACAAAGGACAGUUAUCGUCUCACAAUCAAAGUUCUGGCAGGAGUCCCGUGUCUCCAGGAUUUCCUCAGCCGCUGCGAUUCACUCCUGAGGGAGGCCCCGGCAAACUACGACCUGUACGAGCUGCUCCUCCUCCACCCAAACAGCAUCCCCGUCGACAGCAGGAAAAGAGCGACAAGACAGAGGAGGUGGAGAUCACGCUGGUGUGACUCGCAGACAAAACUCACAGGCAGUUAAAGGCGCACAAAAGAUGAAAACAGAUGAAAAAAAACAAAGCCUACAGACAGGAGAACUGAAGCGAGCUUAAAAAAAGAGUGAUUUGAAGUAAACUGAGUUGAACCACAUCGACGCCUUCAGCCACUCUGCAUCUUCUGUCAUCCUCAACUUGAGAAGAAGAGCAGAGAAAUGGGAUAAAGGCGGAAAUUCUCAACUAAAUAAUCUCCGUAUUAGCUUCCUAAUGAAGUGCAGCAGUAGCCGCUCCCACCUCGCUCCACACCCUAAAUUGUUCUUCCGCUCUGGCCUUAAAACUUCACCACAUUGGGCCACAAACCAGAACCAUUGAUGCAGAGGAGGAGGAAUGUUUUGGGGAACACUGAAUCAUAGGUUUGGCGAGUUUUCUUUUGUCUUGUUGAGCCAACCAGAACAAAACUAAGAACGUUCAUCUCUUCUGCUAUAUUUAAACUUUUUUUUAACCAACUUGCCAACAAGUGCUGAGAGGCAUGAGGAAGGUUUUGGAGCCUUGAACUGACAAAAUGUACAAAUUUCUCUCCAAGCUAGUUAAAAAUGCAUCUAAAGACAUUUAUACAAAGAUUUAAAAUCUCUGUACCCUUCAUAUUUUCUAACAGUUGACAGACUAAUGUGCGGUGUUGGGUCUCUGUAACCCAGUAUUGGUUCAGGUUCACGGAUGUCGUUCUGGGCAUUUCGAGCAAAAGAAAAGUAAGUUCAGGUGCAGUAUCAGUUGGAUGGAAACAGGAGCUAUGGUGCCAUCAGGAGAAGAUGUCUGACCCGGCCGCCUAAAACAAAAGACAAACAUCAGAUUAGGGAACUCAGGAUUCAGAUUCAUCACUGCCACACCUGCAUGGAGUGAGAAUCCAGUUUCUAGAUAUGUGGUUUUGCUACGGGGCAAUUUGUUCUGUGGUUCUUGAACGGAGCCAGCACAUGAACACAUGAAUCCACCUGAUUCUCUAGAGGUUGAAAUAAUGUAUUUGUCUAUCUAUUAAAUACAGAUAGCCACAGGGACGCCAUAUUUGUCUGGAUUUGGAUCUGAAUGGUGAGGCAAGUCGGAGGACCUUUAGGGCUCUCUUUAAAAGUGACUGAUGUCCUCCAACAGGCUUUAGGUUUCACAGUUAACAGGCCUAUUCAGAUAGAUAUGAAGGGAAUGACGUAAGGCUGUCAUCGUCCUCUGUUUAGAAGGAAACGGAGGAUGUGUGAGGUUAAGUGUGAUUAAAAACUGGACUUAGCAGCAGAUAACUGACUAUUAUAACUAUUAAAAUGAACUUUAAUCUUCAACUUUCCACCAUCAACCAUUUGGUAGAAAUCUUUGCUACAUUUUGUGAGUUUUAGGCUCUGUAAAGUAUAAACAGAAUGAAAUGACGUAAAAAAAAAAGAAAAGAAAAAACCAACCUUGCCGAGCGUGUUGUGUUUUGGGUGCAGUGGAGGCUCAAGUACAUGGACGGAGAAAUUGGGUGAUGUGUGUGGACACGUUUCCCCCUCCCCAGCCCUUCCCUUGCCACAUAUAGUCAUUAUCAUCAUACGUAUUUAAUGUGUAUUAGUACAGUACAUUACUGUUGUCAUAGGAAUGUUUAUGCACAGCGUUUCAUAUAGACUAACUCGGCUGAAUGGAUUACCCUGUCUGAUACGUAGUGGAGGUUUUUCCCCUUCAUGUUAUACUGAAAGGGCAUUGUAAAUAAAAGAAGGAAGGAGAAAUGAAAGAAGAAAAGGGGGAGAGGAUGGAAGAAAAAUAUGAGCCAGAGGAGGCUGGAUCCUCCCCUCUGCUUUUAUCUUCUCCUCUCUCCCCAUCCCUCCUUUAAAUCUCUUUCUAAUGUUUGUUCUGUCCCUGAGAAGUCAGUGUGGGUCAGUGACUAUGAUAUACACACUUGCAGUUGCAUAUUACAGACACAUUGUUAUAUCUUCUUUUAUUCUGUGCGCUGGGUGUUUGUAUCACUGAUUGAAGAAGGGACACUCAAAUUGUUGCUUUUCACCACAUGGUGACAAAGAAAAGUUUUAUUUGAAUUGAUGUAUACACUGACAACUAUUUGGGGCCAGAAGCACUGAAUGGAAAAUUCUAUCUCCUCUUACGUGGAAUUUUAUUAAUAUCCUUCAGUUCAGCUCUAACAUACAGUAUAUCCUUUUUUACUUGACAUGCAUCAUUUUCCUCUGAUCUCUGCUGAGCACAUCCAUCACUUUGCUGUGCACGUGUGAAAGAGAAAAGCAGUAAUUAUUUUUCCAGGUAACUAUCAUCCUUGUCAUUUCAUUGUGUCUCACAUUUCAGCUUUGACCAGUGACGGUAGAAACAUAAAACAAAAGAGGUGUGUCAAGGGAAUAUAUCAAGCUAAAUGGUUGAAACCACAAACUUACAUCCAAAUGGAACUAAUUUGUUUUUUUUUUUAUAUAUAUAUAAAUAUAUAUAUAUUUGUUUUUUAUACUCAAAGUAAUGAAAUCUCCCCAACAUGUACACUUCAAGCCUUUAAACCUCCUUGCCUGAAGGGGCAGCGUAGCACUUUUAUUUAUUUGUACCUUCCCUAGAAAGUAGCAGUACUCUCACGUUGCAUCGGCAUGCAAAGAGAAGGCUGAAAAAACACUGCAGCCACAAAGAGAGAAAUGCAGAAAGAGUUUCAUUUUUCGUCCUGGCUCUAUGGACAUUUCAGUGCAGAUACUUAAAAAGUGCUCACUAUUCGAAAGAGAUGGACAAAUGAUAGCCUGUAGUGUCAAAUGGUAUGUUCCUUAAUUUAUUAAAACAAAAAAAACUAAAAGAGAAAGAUGUUUCAUCAAGAUAUGAACAGCUGUGUGUGUGUGUGUGUGUGUGUGUGUGUGUGUGUGUGUGUGUGUGUGUGUGUGUGUGUGUGUGUGUGUGUGUGUGUGUGUGUGUGUGUGUGUGUGUGUUUUGGGGUGUUUUUGGUCUUGAGAUAGGCUUUGCUGUUUGAGAGUGUGACUGUUCAUAUUAAGAGGAGCAGUUCUGAUCCAGUCUGUUCAGCCCUCAAGAUGUGCCUCACUUCACCCUGAAUAGACCGCAAGGCAAAAUCCAGGUCUAACUGUGCGCUUAGAAGCAAAAAGUUGCUUUGACCUUGAGUGUUGGGUUCCUGGAUUUUUUUUAGGGGCUUAUCACAACUCGACUCAAAGAUGUUGUCCUCCAGUGACUCCAGAAAUGUGGUUCAAAACAAAGAAAUGAGGCAUUCGAGCUGAAUAAUUAUCUCUGUUGAAGAUAUUACCAGGUGUUGGGAUAUUACCAGUUGGGAAAACUCAAAGUUUCAAAGCAACUUUCUACACCAGAUUAUUUUGAUUAUUUUUCAAGAAAAAACACAUACUGUAGUUUUACCCACCACCUGUCAUUUGUUCAGUUCACUUAUCUUUCAUAGUUCUAGAACAUUUUAGGUUUUACAUGCUAUGCAAAUGACCAAAUUUGCUAUCUAUAAAUCCACUUUGUGUAUAUUGGAGAUGAAUAAAAGCAAAGUUUGAGUUUAAUUUGCUAUAAAAACAUAAUUUAUGU